GGGUUUAAAGUCCCUUAUCUUAGCAACGGCGACGCUGAUUCUGCGCAAUGCAUGUCUCGAUAUAUUGACACUAUUUAGAGAAGAAUAGGACAUGGAUGCAGGAUAGACAAUAACACUCAUAAAAUGGGGGUGAUAGACAAGGUACCAGGACAUGGGGAGGACGGAUUGUACUCGUUUUCUUCCCGUCCGGUCACUCCUCGGGACAAAACUGGAAAUCUUUUGGUGAAGUUCCAGGCAGUGAGUCGGUCUCAUCAAACACAAUCCCAUCAUUACAUCCGAGUUAACUCCAAAGACCGACUUUCCCACAUCAGAAGAAACAUCAAUUUACAGUUUAAGGAAUACUUUGAAAGAGGGUUCAUUUUCUUGAGUAAGACAAGUGAAAUUCUUAGAUCAGAUGAAAGAAAAACGACAAUUUUUGACAUAUUGCCAAAAAUCCCUGUGGACAAACCAACAGAAAAUUUCCGAUACCCGGAUGUAGAGUACAAGCGGGUUUCACACACCUAUGACGGCAGACGGUAUAUCGUGAUGUGUGCUUGUGUGGUGUUUCUGUAUGAAAGAAGCAAAGUAAGCCACUGGCCUUCCCACGAGCUCAAUCAGCAACUAUGCGAAAAUCUCCUAGAGGGUUUUUCAUUCAUACCAACAGAUAUCAUGUCUUGGAAACCAAAGCUUAUAGAAUUUCAAGCAACUUUGCUUCAUAUAAACGCGGCAUAUGGAAACGUAAAGGAUUUAGAAGAGGCCAUCAAAAAACUUCCAUACACACCAAACGUAUAUGACAUAUGCGACGAAAGAAAUGCAACGCCACUACACUACGCUGCAGAAAACGGAAAGAUAGAUGCAUGCGAGAUUCUUAUCAAUGGUAUUGGCAGGGAUCAGAUUUUUGUAAAAGAUAUGCAUGGUAGAUCGCCUUUACACUGUGCAUUGUACAGAAGACGAAAAGAUGUAAUCAUUUACCUUCUACAGCUGAACUCGGAAGUUAGGGACGUGGAUAACAAAGGAAACAGCUGUAUUGAUUUGCUUCUGCGACAACAUGAUAUCGACAUCCGUUAUAUUGCUUCCAACUUGCAAAUAAGUUCUCUUGACAAACACUUGCAGUUUCAUCUCUCUUACGUUAUGCUUUAUUUGAAGCAGGAAAAACAUUGUGUGCGGCUAUUACAAUUGAUUCCUGACUUUGAAACAUUUGAUUUUAGUUUAAUACAACGAGACUGUUCUUUGCUUCAUUUAUCCUCCAAACUGAAUUCUCCUCGUCCAACUGAAAUUUUGAUUCAAAAGAAAUUUCCAAAACUGGAGAGAGAUAUUGAAGGUAACUUGCCUUUCCAUAUUGCUUGCCAAUACGGUCAUAUUCAACAAAUAAAGUUACUUUUCGAUGAUCAGAUUUCUGAAAAAGACCUGAACAAAGGUAUUAAAGUGGCACUAAGGAAUAAAAAAUUCGAAUCAUGUUUGGUAAUUGAUAAAAUCAAAACAUCAACUGUGCUGUAUGAAACUACGGUGUGCAUGAUUAUGGAAUCCUUAAACAAAUUAUUUGACGUUCUUAGCAAGAAUCCCAAAAAGCAAAACUUUGUUGAAACGGUUGCUAGUAAAUUAUUGCCAUUGCUAAAAGAACAAGAAUGUGCAGCUGAGCAGUACGUGUUUGAAGCUGCAUUUUAUGGACUUCAUAAGACCCUUUGUCUUUUACAAUCCCUUGGGUUUAAAUUUAAUUUAUCAGAUGAAAUGAACAGAACGCCUUUGCACGAAGCAUGUCAGAGAAACCAAAAGGAAUGUGUACAACUGCUCUUGAAAAGUGAUGCCAAACCAAAUACUACAGACUGGCGCGGUGGAACACCGUUACAUUAUGCUUGUGAAGCAGGUCAUGAUUCUAUCGUAAAAAUACUGAUUCAAUCAAAUCAAGAUAUAGGUCUAGGUGCUCAAGAUGGUAGUGGAAAAACGCCUUUAAUGGCUGCAAUAUCAAGAAACCAUCGAAGAGUUGUUAGAUUGCUUCUACAGAGCUGUAUUGGUAAAUGUAAUUUAAAGGCUGUUGACAACUUAGGGCAAACAGUUCUUCAUUAUUUACCUAUGAUAGAUGACGAUUUAGAAGAUUUAUUGAUACAAAGUUACAAACUUGAAACAGUGGCGGAGAACAAAAAUAAAGAAAGUAUGCCACUUGAAAUGGAAAACUUGCCUGGAAAAUACAUUGUAUGGAACGAAACCGUCGAAUUUACCUUCAACAAUGAAUUUGUAUGUAAUAUGCAAUCAAGAAAUGAAAAAGAAAAGAAAAAUCCAUUUUAUUAUGAAGAUAUUGAGUUACCAUGGAAUGAACAUCGGGCAAAUAAGACAAUGCAUCAACAGUUAUGUAGCAGCCCCCAUAGAAAAUACAAAAUUUGUCAAACUUGCAAUUCUGUAAUGAACACAAAAUAUCGACAUCUUUGUAAAAAGUACAAAAUAUGUCAAACUUGCAAUCACAGAAUCGACACAAACGGUCAUCGUUGUGCAAAUGGUGAAUACGUUUAUGAGAAUGACGAGAAUGAAGAGGUCUUCAAAGAGUUUCGAGCUUUUGAAUUUCAUCGAGAACCAGAUUUCUAUUUCAAUUGCCCGUUCCAGAAUGCUAUAAAACUAGGAAAAUUGACAACGUUUAAGAAAUUAGCGCUUCAUUUCCCUUCUCUUUUGAAAAACGAUACUUCCAGAAAGAACAUUUUAGACUUUGCAAUGCAACAGCACUCAUUGAAGGUUAUGAAGGCAUUGAAAGACGUUGUUGUGCCGACUGCAGACUUUUUACACCAUAUAAUCAUGACUGCAGAUAAAAGGAAACUUUUGGCAACGCAGAACGUGAUAGAAACAUUUUUACCUUCGGGUAUACAGGUGGAUUAUGUGCCGGAACCUACCAAUUUUACCCACACGUGCAAAAAGAAAAUAUAUGAGAAAUGUAACUGUGACCUCAAACAAUUUACUCUUUUGGAAGCCGCAGUCAUUAUGAAACAUUUUCCUACUUUCCAUGCCGUCAUUGAAAAAGCAAAGGAUAACAAAUUAGGUAUAGCCUUGCAUUUAGCGGUUUAUUUUGGAUUAUCCACAUUUGUGGAUAUCAUUUUGAAAAAAAUGCAAACGCGUGAAAUAAGCAGAGAAAUUCAAGCUAUUGAAAAUGCAUAUAUCCUUGACAUAGCAUGUCGAUCUCCCCACAUCACUGAUAGCGUCUUUGAGGUUCUUUUGAGAUAUCAACCAAAUUUUCUUGAAUCUCGGUCAAUAUUUUCUUGCGAUGACUUAUUUGAAUUUAGACCGGGUAUCAGUGAAAGGAUGUAUCUACAUGAAAACAAAGAACAAACGCCUUUAGCAAAACUCUUCUCAAAUCAACCAUUUCAAGAAACUUCAAAGCACAGACGUCGUCAAAGCAUUAUUGACAAGGCAGGUUGUCUCCUUAUAAGAGCUGGUUUGAACUUAGGAUUAUUUGAAACAAAAAAAGAAAGGGACGGUUCUUCUACACGUAUUCAUGGGAUCUGUGAGGCGCUACUUCCUGCACUUGAGUCAGGGUAUUUUGAGUCCGCCUUAUUGAUGAUUCAAAAGGAAGGCCAUGUCCUGUGGCAUUGUGCGUUAACAAAUCAUGAAUGUGAUGUUCAAAAACUGUUUCGUAAUUCUUUUUACACGGAACUUGAAGAUCAUCCAAAUUUACCAUUAGAAUAUAUCAAAUAUAUUCUAAUGUAUUCUUGCCAAAAACAUGUACCAGAAGUAAUUCUUCAAAAACUUAUCCAGUCUGGAAUGGAGAUUGAAGGGAUUGACACUACUGAUGUAUCUGUUAGAGAAUUUGAAAUAAACAACAGAUUGUUUGCAAUUGCUGAAUGCAAGACAAUACUUGAAAAAAUAGCAAGAUGUGUGAUAGAAUAUGUCACCAAAAUAAUAUAUUUAGACUUUGAACAUUUACUUGGAUGGAAGUGGAUUAAGAAAAUCAAAAACAUAGAUCUCCUACGCUUGAUAAGAUGUGUACCUGGAUCUAUCAAUUGCUUCAGUAACUUCAACUGUAAUGCGUUGUCUUCCUUGAUCUGCAAGAGAGCUGAUCAUAGCUUGCUGCGCGAUUGUACUGUAAUGUUGAAUCGUUCAGGACAGCCUGAUUGUAUCAAGUUUCCAUCAGGGACCACUCUUCUUCAUCUGGCGUGUUCUACCACUGACUUGGAUUUCGUCAAAUUGAUAUUAAAGGCCCCAUUUCCAGUGAAUAUAAAUGCGAAAACCACAAAUGAUCUGAGGCCCAUCGAUAUUGCUGUAGUCUACGGCUCCUGGGACAUUUAUAAAUUCCUUGUGGAUAAAGGUGCAACAUUUACCGCAAAUACAAUCAUUGCAUGUUGCUCUGACGACCGUUAUGAUUGCAUAAAUAGCUGGACAAAACGAAUUCGUUCUCUAUGUUCCUGUGAAAAGCCGUCCUCAAAGACAAAGAAGAGAAUCUUGAUCGAUUUGUAUGAACGCAAGAAGAUUGAUUGGAAUUAUUUCAGCAAGGAAAGAGGUAGUCCCUUGCAUAAUGCAAUUGACAACCACUUCGACGACAUUGUUAUCUACCUCGCGGACACAGACCCAUCUCUGCUUGUUUCUGCAUUAGAUUAUAAUGUCAAUGUUAUUGUACGGAUGCAGUUGUGUAGUGAAUCUACCCUUGGUCAUGUGUUUAACAUAAUGUCCAGUCAAAUUAGCAGAUUUAAAAUGAAAACGUUGGGACAACUGCUUUUACAAAUUACAAUCAGCAAGAGAAAGAACCUUACAGAAAAUCUUAUCAGAGCGUUUCACAGAGUGAUUGAACGAAACCAGUGGAAAAUACUUUUACAAGAGAAAGAAAAUCAUGGAAGAAACACAUUCCACUUUGUCGCUAUCUAUGGUUGGGAAACAAUUGCACGGCAGCUUGUUCAGCUUAAUCCACACGUGGAAUCCAAGUCCAACGUUCCACUGAAUGAAACUGAUCUAGCUGGUGCUUCACCUCUAUGGUAUGCCUUGGCAUUUAAACGUUGGAAAUUAGCCAAACUUUACCUUCUUGCUGGUGCCAGUGCUUUUUUACAACGUGCAGUACCAGGGUGUUUUAUAAAAAAGCCAAAAUCACCCGAUAUCAAUGAUAUCCUCUUCAAAGAAUGCGAGGAGUUCAAUGUGCUUACUUCAGCUAGAGGCAUCAAAAUGAGCAGAAGAAGAAAGAUUCGAUCGUUCAAAGACGUGGAUAAUUGUACCACCGGUGAAAUCAUCAUAUCUUCAAAAAAUGUAUCUGGAACGAAAGGUCAACAGAAGCUUAUGCCACCAUCAAUAAAUAGGGACCAAAAAAGAGUAGAAUAUCUUUUGAAAAAAGCUUACAUGUCUCAGAUGAAUGGCUAUUCAUUGAUACAUUAUGCGUCAAGAUUCGGCGAUUUGAAACUACUGGAAGAGAUAUUAAGUAUCUCGGAUGAAAAACAGAAUUAUGGGGAUAUUCUUUCGCAAGCAGGUCAUAGAUUAGCUGUCAUUGGUAACCAACCAGCAAUUUGCGACGUGUAUCAGAAAUAUGGUGUCAAUCAGGCAGAUCAUGAUAUAUUUCAUUCAAUAGUAUGGCAAGCUCUCAGAAAUGAAGACAUCCAAAGCAACGUCUAUCGCUUCUUAUUUUCUAUGCUAAGUUUUGUAUAUGACAAUUCUAUCAAAUCUUCGGAAACCUCUCUUCAGCGAGUUGAAUGUGUACCAUAUUACAGAGGUUUUAAUUAUAAACAUGAAAAGCAAAGAUUUAUUGAAUAUUUGGAGAAACUUUGUAAAGCAUUGUCGGCCCAAGGAGAGGACCAAAACUUGAUUGCUCAACUUAAAUCAAAAAUACAAUAUAUUUACAAAAAGGUAAAUAUGUAUUCAAUGGAGAGAAAAAAUUUUGAGACAUUGGAAAUUUAUUCCCAAUCUUUCGACACGAGUUCUGCGGAAAACACCUUGACAACUUUUCUCAAAUCCAUUGAUGGAAAAAGUAAAACAGAUGAAAAGGACAUUUUACUUCUGUUAUCUAUGAAUCAAACAUGGAUUAUAAAAUCAUUAUUAGCAGUGUCAAAAACAAAUAAGUUUGUUGCUAGACUAUUGAGCAGACAGUUACUUUGGAACUUGAAUAUGCUAGAUUGUAUUAUCAUUGCUUUGCCUGAGGACCAUGGGAGAACAGAGAAGGUUUCGUUUUUUCAGCAAGACAUUUGUGAAAGCAUUGAGAUUUUAUUUAAUCUGUUAAAAUUGUGUCCACAGGAGAUGACAAUUCGUCUCGCAAGCAAAAAAUGUUUAUGGGUCUUUUUGAUGCAUGUUGCAACAUUGGUCAUUCCCAAAGAACGAGAAUUAAAAGUAAGUUGGCAAAUAUCGCUUACACAAGCAGUAAGGUGUGGUCACAUAACCUUUGUAAAAUCUAUUCUGGACAAUAUAUCAAUACCAAAACUACCUGAAAUAGUUCAAGCUAGUUUUGCAGCACUUCUGUGUUGUGGUGCUUUCUAUGGUCAAACUGAAAUAGUAAAAUAUCUGUUCAGAAAGAGCGUUCCAAUCAAAUUCGAUAAAGAGAACCCCAUGUUUGUCGAUCUCUUGGGUGGUAUAUAUGUAAAACAUAACGAUGUGUUGGAAUACGCUAUCAGGAGUAAACAACCUGAAACGGUGGAUGCAGUCAUUAAAUUUUGCAAAUAUGACAAAGAAUUUAUGAAGAGCACAAAGCCAGCCGACUAUUUUGAACUAGCUGCAAAUCAAGGAAUCUGGCAAAUCAUGAAAAACUUUUUAGAUCUGUUUGGAAACAAUGAAUUACCAUCCAAAUCAAGUUGGGAGAAGUUUUUCAUAAAGGCAGCAGAAAGAGGUCAAGAAGAGUUUUGUGCAAAAAUGCUAGCUGAGGGCAAGACAAUCGAUGUUUUAAAUGUAGACAAAUCAAACAAAAAUGUAUUACAUUAUUGUGGUAUGUACAAUAUGAAAAAUGUUACACAGUUGGUUUUAGAAAAGAGUUCAAUUGGUGUUGAUUUAAGUGAUUCUGAUGGUAUGAGACCUAUGGACUAUGCAGUGGAUUUGGGAAACAUCAGUGUUCUUGAUUUGUUAAUGAAAGCCAAACCCCUUCAUUUAAAACAAACAGUAAAAAGCGUAGAAGCAAAUGGCUGGUUUCGAUUUCACAUGACUAAGGUGAAUUCAGAAGAAGCUGAAAUAAAUGAAGUAAGCAUCAGGCCUGCCUUACCAAGGUCACGCACAUUAGAUUUGUCUAAUCUGUAUAAAAGAGGAGAAGACGAUGCAGCAGCGACUGUUAUAUUUUGUUCAAAGCAUAUUCCAACACUUCUUUUGGAAAACCCGUCGAAGUAUGGUUUCAUUCUGCAUGAUGCAAUCAAAUACGGUUGUAAAAAGUCUUUUCAUGCGAUUAUGGCAUAUUUUGAAGCCGAUGAUGAAAAAAUUCGUCGUGUUUUAAAACUUGAAGUUAAAGGUUUGACUUCUCUAGCUGCUGCUGUAUGCAAUUCUCAGCUGACCAUUGCUGAAAAUAUUUUCAAGUAUGAUGAUGGGACAACAUGGGUAAUGGAAAAAUCAGCAAAAAAUAUUCUCCAUCUUGCUAUCUACACACAGGAUCCCAAAAUGAUAGAACUUGUAGGAUCAAAGACAUAUGGAAAAUUAUGCGGGAUGAAAGACAAUUGUGGUCUAACUCCAGAAGUGUAUAUGUGCUCUCUUGGACUUCAAAAUCAUUAUGCCUGCUUAAAGACGGACGUACUUCUUGAUCCAUGGGUAGAAUCACAUGUCGAACACAUUGACAGCGAUCCUGAUGUAACUUGUCUCAAUUGUUUAUUAAAUGGAUGCAUUGGUUGGUCUAAAAUAUACAAUAGCACUUUGCAAACCAAUCAACUUCAACAAAUUAGAUCAACAAAGAACGCCCUUCCACCCAAUAUACUUACAGAAUGGUUCUGGAAACUUGGGAAAAGCAGAAAAGAAAGUCCAAUUAUUACUUCAGUUCUAAUUUCUUCCGGAUUUGAUUCAACCUACCUUACGUUACUAAAGUUGGUGUCGAGGAAGGAAGGAAUUGAAAAAAUGAUAACAGUUGAAGGAAUUGAAGAAACGCUUGAUGAAUUUGAAAAGAGUCCAAACAUUCUCGAAAACAUCCUAGGAAUGUCAGUUGUUUCAAACAGUGAAGAAAUUUUUGUAGCAUUGCUGGAUCAUGCUAGUAAUUUAAAUAGGCAAAUGAAAAAAUCCUAUGGGAUAUCUCUUUUUGAGGCUGUUAUUGGACUUUCAAGAUUGCAGCUCCUAGAACGUUUGAAUACAAAAAUAAUGUUUGAAGAGGAUGAUUUUUCUACCUUUAGAGAAUUGCGUUCUAUACUACCUCAAAAACAACUAUGGGUCUCAGGACUUGACCAAUUAGGGGGAAAUCAGUGGCCAUAUUUUGAUAUAACAGUAGAGGGGCAUAACCCUCAAAUACUCAAGUCUGAUUUAUGGAUGAUACAAUCGGGUACAUUUCCGGAGUCGAUAAGAAAGGAUAUAGAAGCAAAAAGUGUGAAAGAAAAUAUCAUUCUUUCUGAUUUUACUGAACUUAAGUACGUUGCAGAUUUUGAAAGUUUCCGGAAAAACCCUCACUUUGCAGAGUUGACUGACAUGUCGAUUAAUUGUUUCCUAGUGUCUAGUGUGGUACUUAGUCACAUUGAAGAAAUUAAAAACUCCCAAGACGCAAAAUUCAGCACUGCUAAGUCAGUUAAAUUAGUGUGUUUAACUAGUGGAACAACAGAUCACCCAAAGGUUACAAUCGAUAAUACUGGUGCUCUUUUAAACCAGAUUCGAGUGUCCAUCGACAAAGGAAGUACUUUUGUUCGACAAGACAGAAGUUUUUGUCAGCGUCCAAAAGAAAUUCAUUUGAAGGAAGAUUUGCAAGAAAGAGUCAUUCCAUAUUUCGAGAAUUUCAUCGAAAGGGAAUUUGGUCUUCAAAUAAAAGUCAAGAUUGAUUGGAAUGCUAUUGAGCUAAGGAAAAGGACGUACAACACAGAAGUGAUAUUGAAAUCGUUGAACGGGGAUCUUUACGGGAAUAUGCUUGGGGGUUUGGAGGACGUCCUCAACGAAUGUCGAGAUCUUAAAGACGACAUCGAAUCCAUGUUUGACAAAGAAACAAUGAUGUAUGCAAUAAGUGAUUUUAAGAACAUUACAGAAAUAGUUGUCUCAUUUGAUGAUAAAAUAUCAUUACAGCAGGCCUCAUACAAAAACGGACCACAUGUCUUGGGCGAAACAAUUUGGAAAUUCACGGUCAUGCAAUCUCGUCUUCUUUACAACAGAUCACAAUUUCCAUUGUGGCAGCAUUUAACAUUGUAUCGAGCUAUUUGUGUCUCAUCUUGCAGUUCAGUCUACCGUAUUUCAAGAAUUGAUGGCCUAAAGAAAAGUGAAGAGACAAAAAAUAAAUCUACUCGACCAAUUACAUUUGAAGUUGAUUCUCAGUCUUUUGGAAUAAACGAUACUUCAACUUUAAGAACACUUCUGUGCCAAAAUGUGAGCAGGGAGCUUGUAGCAAUCGCUUAUGAUUGUAAAUCAAUGUUAAGAUUAAGGGCUUCAUCUAAGAAGGUUAUUCUGAAAAGCACAAUAUCCUUGCAACACACGGGAGUCACAUUUCAAGAAGAUGUGGCCACCGUUCACAUUUGCUGCAAUGAAACUGACAGUAAAGAGUGGGUCGUAGAGAGAAGCAACACGUUAAACAAGCUUGCUGAUGUAGAAGAUAAACAGCUCAUGCUUGAAUGGGCUGAAGAAAGUAAUGAACAGUUAAACGAAAUUGCAGUCAAUGUUCAAAAGAAUGUCACGGAAAAAACGGGAAUGGUCAUAAAUUUUCAAUUCGAUGAAAAACGGAUCUUGCUUCCAUGUUUCUCAAAAUUUAGGCGGGAAAUGGAUCAUCCUCUUGAAUUGCUCAAAAGAUCUUUGACAGCAUGCUACAAACUGUACGGAGAUGUUUACAUCAAAAUCUUAGAAGAUAUUCUUCUUUCACAGAAAACCCCAACCAUAAAACAAAAUUCAGUUGAAAAUUGCGAAUCUGGAGUUUGGUUAAAUAUAAAGAGAGAAAAAAUUAAAAAAGGAAUGCUUGUAUUAUUGAAAGAUCUUGCUAAGCAAUACAUGGUGUCAGGGUUUGAAUUACCAUGUCAAAAUAAAUUCCCCGUUUUAAAAAAGGCAACUUUUAAAUACGUAUCUGAUUCAAAAGAAGUCAAAAAUUAUAGCAUUUUGUGGAAGCAUCAAAUUGUUACAGAAAGCAACCAAUCUGAACUAAGACCCGAUCUUGUUUCUAUGAACGGAAAUAUGUUUUCGUUUUCCGACGUAACACUCUUCAUGAAACAAGUACAGUGUUUAUCAUUGCGCGUAGUUAUAUCACAGGAUACCGCCCAAGCAUUGGACUACGGAUAUCAUGAUAUACUAUACAAAAAGGUGCUUGAUCAGUCCGGUACAAUUAUGACUGAAAGUUCGACAUUAGGUGAUACCUUUUUGAUGCAUUACCAGGCCAGAAAGGAAAUUCAGACACUAUUGAACAUAGAUAAUGUAGAUAUAAACUGGCAGAGCUUUGUCCAGCAGGAUGAUAUACGUUUAAAGCAGAAUUUUGCAAAUUGUCUCCAUGCUCUAGUCGAUUCUUUCCAUGAAGUCUUCCCAACUAUUCCAGAAUGUAUUGUGACACAACGAAUUGUCAUGGAAAUGUACACUCUGUUUUCCAGAAUCUCAAGUAUUCGAGUUGCAAUGACAGAUGAUCCUAACCCAAACAAUGACGAUGAUAUCGAAAGACAAUUACGAGAUGAUGAAAAGAAACCAAGUUUGGUCAUACAGAUACGGCAAAGAGGUAUUCUUGAAAUACUCUUUAUACGACAAAGAAAAAUAUCCAAAUUUCCAGAUCUUAUUUAUCGUGCAGGAGUUGAACUAGCUGAAAUAAAUAUUAAAUCAUUACUUGGAAUAAGAAACUGGAAGUCAUAUUCAAAUAAUAACCAAGGAGAAACGAAGAAAUACGUUCCAAUGACAAUUAUUCGUCCAAGCUACGACAAAGUCAUGAUUCAUUUAAGCAGUAUUCGAUUAUCUUUGGAGUCUGUUACUGCAUGCAUUAAAAGUUUUAAGACGAUCGUACCUGACGAAGUCGAAGAAUUUUACUUUGUUACAUCAGUUAAAAAGACGGGCUUUGUAAUCAAGAAAAAGGCACUGCUCUACAGUAUUUCAAAGAAAGAGGUAGAUCCUGGAGAACUGGCUGAUCAACUUUUGGAGGAAUUUCAGUUUCAAAGUCUGAAAAAAUCGCUUCAGAUUCUCGAAAUAAGCGUCAACGAACCAGUGACCUUUGACAAGGAUGGUCAAACAAUGGAGGUAGCCUUGGAUGUCAAUGAUUACAAUAAGGAGACAGAAAACGGCGAUCGAACGAAUAUAACCAACCCAGACGGGUACAAUGUUACAUUGCAAGGUGAAGAAGAAAGUUUGAAAGUGGUCAAUGUAGAGAGGCGAGAAGAACGACUUGUGUUGACACUACAAAUGAAAGAUAAAAAACAACUGACAAACAAGCACUACAUCAUUGUGCAUCACAAAUACAUUAGACCUGAAAACUCCAAAACUCUCUUGUUCGGAGGGCCAUCUAUGAAGAUUCUAAAGCCUCGUUAUUCUUUAGACGUAUGUGAAGAGAUUAAACUGAAGCGGUAUGAAAAACUUAAAAUACACCUCGAGCACGGCAAAAUGAAUGCGGAUAAUAAAUAUCAACCUGUACGGAAUAGAAAUGAAGCAAUAUAUGAACAAGAUUUCAUUACAAUGAAAGUGAAGUUCACUAUUUACUACCAAAAGAAACAUUUUCCAAGUUCGGAUCCUACAACUCCGUUUACUUUGUAUAAAGUUAAUUCACGUCCGUUUAGUCAAUUGUACUCCCUAGAUAUAACAGACUCGGAGCGUUACUUCGGACUGCGUGCCCAGUGUCUCUGCUGUAAACGGUAUUUAGACGUUGUCACACCGUUUGGGAGGAUCCGUGCCGGUCAGGAUCUUUGCGUGAACUACCCCGAACCGUAAAAACGUGAGCUGUGGGCUUGUGAAGUACCUCGAACUGUAAAAAAGGUGAACUGUGGACUUGUGAACUACCCCGAACUGUAAAAAAAACGUGAGCUGUGGACUUGUGGAUUACCCCGAAUUGUAAA
Magallana angulata is the source of this 12026-nucleotide messenger RNA. RefSeq lists its product as uncharacterized. The record is from RefSeq and is a predicted model, not a curated record. Lineage: Eukaryota; Metazoa; Mollusca; Bivalvia; Ostreida; Ostreidae. Gene Ontology annotation, molecular function: protein binding. Bases 124 to 11901 code for a protein of 3925 amino acids. The transcript has 8 exons.